Miscanthus lutarioriparius is the source of this 1380-nucleotide messenger RNA. The record is from the annotation of a GenBank genome assembly. NCBI's taxonomy places the organism in Eukaryota, Viridiplantae, Streptophyta, Magnoliopsida, Poales, Poaceae.
AUGACGGAUGAAGAAAAUACAGAUACAGCUGAGAGCAGAUUUUUACUUUCCCCUGAGUGGCAAGCAAAGCGCGUCUGGAGGAACGUGGUGCGAACCACACAACGCUUAUCGGCGACGGAAGGCAAACAGUCUGUUCUUGUGGUUAAAAAUCAGCCCCUGCAGCCUGUGCUGUUCAUGAUGCCGCGAGCCUUGAGAGAGAAUGGGGCCACUGCUGUCUCCAUGGCCGCGAUCUUCUCCACACUAGUCGUAGUGGUAACGGCGACGCUGAGCCUCAAAACCAAACUCAUGGCCUUGUCAUUGGCAUUGGGUGGCCUCUACCUGGUUCAGCGUGUCCUGGUGGGAAAGCGCCGUCGCUCGGGGCACAGGCUCGUCCAGUACGGUGCAAUGGCAGCCUACUAUCUUCCCGCUCCUCUCGCAUUUUAUGCUGCCAAAGCUGUGUACUCCACGUCCCACAUCGAUGAAUCUACCCCUUUCCUCGUGGCCGGCGUCCUCUUAAUAUUGAGUGUUACAGUUCGAGAGGAUGUACUGCUGCUUGUCACCAACAUGAGAGCCUAUUCUCUCCACUACCAUCCACGAGAUGGUUACAAUUAUCUCAUGUGGCUAGUCUUCCUUGGUUGGGUAUAUUUGGAAUGGGCUCGGAUUCCAGUUUGCAAUCGCAACUGGUGUUGGUGGCGAUGGCUGGUCGGACUUCUGCAGAUGGGUCUACCUUUUCUCGUGUUUUUAAGUAUGUUUGUUGAUACAUCAGACUCCACCUUGGAUUGCCAGACCAAAGCAGUUGCUGACUACAUGAAGCGGGAGUCCAGCAAGUCGUCAACAAGCUCACCCUUCUUUGAUGAUGAUGAUGAUGCUAACCGCAACAGCAGUCUGCUGCUGCUGGAUUGUUGCAGAUAUCCCUUUGUGCAGGGGGGAAAUGGGGAAUGGGUCACUGUCAAAGAUUUGGUGCAGCGAGAUGACCUGCCGAAUGAGGACAAGGACAUUUGGCUCUCCUACAGCUUGUGCCGGCUUUUAGCAAGGCGCUACUAUGGGUUCCACUGCGCAGAAGGAGAUGACAAGGUGCGCCGUCUUCCGCUGGCGGACCUGAGAACAACAGAUGGAUACAAGAGGGCAUUCACCAUUGCUGAGGUGCAGUUGGCUUUCCUUCACGAUUACUUCUUCACCGCCUCCCUCCCAAUCAUAGAAUCAGGAUUGAAGUACAUUGAUGCUGCACAAAAGUUAAUGGAGGUAUUCACAAUGAUCAUUUCAGUCUUGUCUAGUGCCAUUAUUCCAAUCGCCCCGAUUGCAACGUUUAUGUCAUUGUGUACACUAUUUGAGACCCCAAUGUCGUUGUUGGUUAAAAAUCUUUUGGCCAUCUAUUGGCGUCCAAUACACACUGCUUUUUGA